AUGCCAACAGCACUAUUGCUUUUGCUUUUGAUAGUGGGUGUUGCGAGCUAUGCUGAAGAAGAUAACGCCAGUCCACCUAGUUUAAUUCGUGCAAAACGUCAAUGGGGUUUUGGACUAUACAAUCCAUAUUGGGGAUAUGGAUAUUAUCGUCCGUGGGGAUUCGGCUAUCGCCCAUGGAACUACUUCUACCGUCCAUGGUGGAGCUAUGGCUAUGGACCAUGGAAACAAUGA
This is a messenger RNA of Cylicocyclus nassatus, 231 nucleotides long. The record is from the annotation of a GenBank genome assembly. NCBI's taxonomy places the organism in Eukaryota, Metazoa, Nematoda, Chromadorea, Rhabditida, Strongylidae.